Messenger RNA from Gopherus flavomarginatus (Mexican gopher tortoise), 7441 nucleotides. RefSeq names its product G protein-coupled receptor 146 (gene GPR146). The record is from RefSeq and is a predicted model, not a curated record. The transcript has 4 exons. Bases 841 to 1842 code for a protein of 333 amino acids. Gene Ontology annotation, cellular component: membrane. Gene Ontology annotation, molecular function: G protein-coupled receptor activity. Gene Ontology annotation, biological process: G protein-coupled receptor signaling pathway. Lineage: Eukaryota; Metazoa; Chordata; Testudines; Testudinidae.
UUCUGAGAACUAGCUAGCCUCCAGUGAUUGAAAUCAAUAAAAACAGUCGGCAUGGGGCCCAGUGGGGGAAGAGAGAAAUCUCUACUACAGCAUUCAGUUUGCUUUCCACUUUCUCCGUCUUCCUAAAGUUAAACUUUGAACACCGAGACAAACUACAUUUUCAGCACUCAGACGAUUUUGAGAGGGAUGGUGGGAAGAUAAUGUUUUAAUUUUCCUUCUGCUUUCUAUGCUCCUUCUGCUCUCUUACGGAGUUCACAAAAUGAAAGAGUUGUUUUUAAUUUGAAUCCUGCCUGGAAAAACUUCUAUGGACAAGUGCAUCAUCCUACACUUCAGAAAAGGGAUGAAUUUUACAGUGAAAGGAUGUUAAGUGGUGAAAGAGAAAAGAAAAAAUGGAAUCUUAUUCAGCAAAAAGUACAGUCACUGGCUAGAACGUCAACCACUGCUGUGAAAGCUUCUGAAACUGCAUUCAAAAGAGUAAGACCAUUGCAAUACACAGUCUAAAGCAGCUGAAACUUAUAAAAAUACAUGCUCAACGCAAAAGACAGGAUCACAAGGAAAACAGUGGAGAAAUGAGACAUCAGAGGUUUUGCUGAACUUAUUCUGAAAAAGGUUCCAAUACCAGCAAAAUGUUUCUGUCUGCGAUCAAGAAACCCAUUUGCUACAGCCUCAAACAACAGGGUCGUGCUUACCGGAGAAACAAGACAGCCCUUUUCAGUCUACUUCCUUUCUCUGAAAUGUUACUUACCAACUGUGUUUGGACCUUGAAGUACAAAGGAGUGUGCAACAUGAACUGAAGAAAAGCUGGUAACCAGAAGAGAAGAUAGAAAAGUUAAGAUCACUAUGUGGCACUGUGAAGCUUUCAAUGGUACCAAGAACAGCGAGAACCAGCAUCUCUGCCAUGACUUCCAUUUGGUUCUUUUCAUCUUUUCCCUACUCUACCUCAUCAUCUGUUUUCCAGUUGGCCUUUGUUACAAUGCCCUGCUUGUCCUAGUUAAUCUCUGUAACAAAGCAACUAUGACAAUGCCGGAUGUUUACUUUGUCAAUAUUGCAAUUGCUGGCCUCAUCAUCAGUGCAAUGUCACCAAUGUACCUUCUAGGACCUGCCAAUACAAAAUGGGUCAUCUGGAAUAUUAACAAUGAAGUUUAUAUUACAUUACUCAUUUUAUUCAAUGUUUCAUCUUUAGUUAUCAUGUACUCUACUACAUUGCUCAGCCUGGACUACUACAUUGAACGUGCUUUACCAAGAACUUAUAUGUCAAGCGUGUACAACACAAAACACGUCUGUGGGUUCAUCUGGGGAGGAGCUAUGCUUACAAGUUUUUCAUCUCUCUUAUUCUACGUCUGCAAUCAUGUAUCCACUAAAAUAAUUGAAUGUUCCAAGAUGCAAAACAAAGAAGCAGCAGAUGCCAUUAUGGUUUUUAUCGGGUAUGUCGUACCAGCUCUUGCUGUACUGUAUGCAUUUGUGUUAAUUUUGCGAAUACGUCAUGAGGCUACACCACUGGACCAAGACACUGGAAGAUUAGAUCCUUCAGUGCACAGGCUUUUGAUUGCUACAGUCUGUACACAGUUUACAUUAUGGACACCCUACUAUGUAACUCUUUUGGUAAACACAUUUAUUAAUGUGCAAGGAAAACUUACAGAUGAGAAUUACGUCCGAAUAUUACGUUUUAUGAAGGGUUUAUCAAAAUUGUUGGCUUUCUCAAGUAGUUUUGUAAUGCCUUUACUCUACCGAUAUAUUAACAAAAAUUUUCCCCACAAGUUACAACGGCUGCUUAAAAGAAUACACUGUGGAAAUCAAGGAUGUUCUCAUGAACGCACAGUAGUACAGCAAGUUAUGACGUAGGUAUGAAAGAAUCUCAUGGUGCUCUAUUACUGCAGUACUUUGUAUACUGUACUCAGUAUGUGACAAUAUUUUGUUGAUUCUUAAAGAUCAUUUAUAUGGGAGCACCUAGCAAGGAGGCUUGAAAAGAGCUUCCAUUAUAACUAAAUGAUUUACAGUUUAAACUUACAGAUAGUAAAAAUGGGUGCAAAAAAUCUCUUAAGCGUCUGUCUACAUGUUAUAAUACCUGUGUUUUCCAGUAUUUUCAAUGCACUGAGUCAGUUAAAAAGCAUAAGCUUUGUCUUCACAGUUCUAAUAAUCUUGUCUGAAGAAAUCACUUAGGGGUUAAAUGAAGCCUUGAUUGAAUACACAGCACUUUGUUAUCUUAUACAGGAAAAAGUAGUAUUUUACUCUCCAUAUAAAGGAAGACAAUUGUUUUAAUUUUAAAAGUAGAGAUAUUCUUGGUGGUGGUGAAGACCAGCAUCUUUUCAAUGAAGAUUAUCUCUGUUAAAGAUCAGACUGUUCAACUAUAUAAGUUUUAAUAGUGAAGUGUUAAUUAUGACUUACUUUAGUAUUUAAUUAAUUUGCUUCUUCUCCCUUCCCCAAAGAAGGGAAGAAGACCCUAAAAUGCAAUUCUAAGAAAGGAUAUUCUUAUGCAGACUUAGCUACAUUUUAAUAUCUUUGACAAAUCAAAUUUUCCUAGAUGUAACAAUUAACAAACAUACAUUUAAGUCUUCAUUGCUCUCUGUGUAUCAUAAAAACAUUUCAAUGAUUCAGAAAUAUUUAUUAACUAUUUUAAGGGAAUGAAGAGACAUUUGCUCUGCAUAUUAAAAUGAAGGAUACAAUGGUUCAUGAAGUUAGAGUGAAAGUAAAAUGUACAUGGUUGAAGAAUGUUUGGCUAAGUGUUAUGGUCCAUAAAAGUUCAUGUAACUAGAGUGAAUUAUUUUAAACAAAUAAAUAUGUUUCUAAUGAACAUUUUUCAUUUUUAAGGGAUAUGCUUGUGACAGUAAUAAACUGAAGUCUCUUUAAUCAUGGGACAUUGUUAAACCUGCAGGAGGGGGGAAGCUUUCAAUGUAGGUAUUGUUUCAAAAUGGGCAAGAACCUGGAGCCCUUUGUAAGGCUCAUAAAUUACUAUUUUCCUUGAACAGAACAAUGUGUUGCUUUCUUUAAAAUGUGUCAGACUAUGAGUAGUCUCUCUUAAGAUAGGUUUAGUUAUCACUAUCUUACUUUUUAAGUACCAAAAUUCAAGCACUUGAAGUGACAGGAAAUGUAAAAUGAUGCAGAAUAAAAAGAAAAAUUCUAUAGUUUCUAGUAUUAUUAAACAUACAUUUUUAGCUUCUAAAUUUAACUAGUUGAAAUUGCUUUGUUUACAUAAGCAAGAAUAAUUUGUAUUUUAUUUAAUAUAGAAUCAGACAAGUUAUACAUAAAAGAAAUAAGGAAUAUAAUCCAUAAUAGGAGUAAUAUUUAAAAUGGAUAUUUAUGAAUUCAAACCAGCACUAGUUAUUUGCUUAAUAUUUCCUGGAACUCCUUGCAGCGUGACUCCAGAAUGCACUGUAUCGAUUGAAUUUUUUAAAUUUACAAUAGUGAUGAAGAAAUUCAGUGCAGAUAGCCAAAUUUUACAGUUGAGAGAGUAUUUGAAAAACAGAGAUAAUGCAAACAGAAACAGUGGAACCUCAUUGAUCUACACAAACAGGGGAGUGCAAAUUAGAGAGGUUUUGGGGCUAGGAAACGUUCGAGGAAAGCAUCUGAUCCAAUAGUUAACUAUAAGUGCCCUCCCGUUGGGCACAGACAGCAGAGAAGCCAGAAGAUGAACUGGUACUCUUCUACUGCAUUGUGGGGAACAUGGCAUCAUCUACACUGGCCCUGUCUCAACACAGUAACUUCUAAACCAAUAGAAUUCUGCUAAAUUGCAAAAUUAAAAUUCCACAUUAGUGUGUAUUUACAAAAAGCAACAAAGAGUCUUGUGGCACCUUACAGACUAACAGACGUAUUGGAGCAUAAGCUUUCAUGGGUGAAUACCCACUUCAUCAGACGCAUGUAUAUUUACAGUUUACCAAGGUGUAGGUUAGCAGAUUCUGCUGCAGAAGAAAUAAGGAGAAAAAAUAACUUUUAAACCCUUUUAGUUAUUAAUAGUACCAUUUCACCAUACUCUCUGUCUCCCGUUUUUUGUCUGUUUCUGUACAGAUUACAAACUAUAUGAACCAGGAAGAGUGAGCUCACAAUCCAUUUACCACUUCUUUUCCCUCCUCCCCUUCAGUAUUAUUCCACUCAAUUCUCCACACACCUGUCUCUACUUCUCCUCUCUGGGUAGUAAUUUAUUCAACUCUCCCAUGAACAUGUUGAUUAUCCGCUACUGUUCUUUUUGGUAUCUUGUUCUAUAUUUUUAAUAAUUGCUUAUUUUAAUUACAACUUUACUCAAAAUAAUUUUACUCUUAAUUCUCUAUAUAUUAAACCACUUGAAGGAUUAUUCAACUCAAUCAUAUUGAUCCCUUUCAUAGGUUCGGUGUUGGUUAGCUCACAAAUAUCUCCCUCCUACCAGCUGAUGGAAAUGAGUCUGGCCUUUCUCUGUUAUUGUGUCUGAUUUACAUUUCACCUAAUGAGCCAAUACACCCCUUCAAACCAUAUGAGCAUUCAUGCUCUUCAUAUAUAUCAUGUGCCUUGAAUCUCACUAAAUAUAAUCUACUGUAAUAAACAGAAUACUGUAACAGUAAUCUCUCAAAUCUCUUUUCUGACCAGCAUAUCAGACAGCCGUUAAAUUUUUCACAUGUUCAGUAUCUUCCUUUAUGUUUUCCAGUAUUAUGGAGCCUCUCAGUGUCACAGCAUCAAAAAUCUUGCCUUUAUUUUAAAUGUAAAUAUUGAAAGAGUAGAGAGAUUUAAAAGUGAGCUCUGCACUACCUCAUUAGCAGCUUCUUUUUAGAUGGAAAGCGCCAAUUAAUAAGCAUUUAUCUCCUCCUCUAAAUAAUUUUUGCUGUGUUGCCAAAUCUCUUCAUGCUCCACUAUCUCAUCUUCUUGAAACUUAUUUCUGAAGUGGAACUCUCUCAAAUAAUUUCUCUGAAAACACUGGCAUAGGGACACAAAUGCAUCUUUUUUUUUGCCAUAGUAGCUGCAUCCUCUCACAGCUCAGACUUAAUUCAAUGCGAGAUGCUCUUUCCCAAGAGCUUGCUGGCUCUGUUCAAUCAAGUGCUACUUGUCCUAAAGAGUCCAGAUUAGUUGCUUGAGAAACUACUAACUUUCUUUGCAGCAUUUCUAAAGUCAUUAAACUUUAUUCCAUUAAUUUGCUGUAGAUCUCUUUUAAGCAACGGCACGGUAUUAUGGGCACAGAAAAAGAUGGAGGCAAGGGGAGAAGGUGUGUCAGGACACAAGAUUCUUGGCGGCUCUACUCCUGGGGUCCCAUCCCUGGUUGGAGUAGUUGUGGCAGGGGAGCCUCCCUUGCUUCCCAGAGACAGGAGAGGCAACAGACAUGCACACACCCCCUCUCAAAAGUAGUAAGGGUGGCAGCAGAUGUUCUCUCUCUCUCUUUUUUUUUUUUUUUUUAAACAGUGGGCACUAGUACUUAACCUAGCAUAUGAGAUGUUUCAGCUUGGGUGAGUAGGUGGAUGUGUACACCAGGUCCACUGCACUUUCUGCUUCUGGUGGUAGGUCUUCCCAGAACAGGUUUUGGAGUUAACAUCACAUUGAAAUGAACGGAGCACCUCGUACCUCUCAGAGCUGUUGUUUCAGGCAGUCUGCAGACUAAGAGAUACUUCACAGCACCAGUUGCACUCAGUUUGCGAGGGCCUAUAGUGCCUGUGCUUUAACCUGGCUCUGUAUGGGCAUUUUUAGAAAUCAUCCGUUUCCUUGUCUUCUCUGAGUACUUGUAACAAUUGCAGGAUAGCUUUCUUUAAUUCCCACCAACAAGUAAACAGAUAAUAAAACUUCUCUUAUACCCAUCUAGCAGAAUAAACUCUCCUCUUCUUAACAAAAGGAAAUCCAUUUCUUGAAGGGAAACAUUAAACCUAGCAUUUCUGUCCUGUAAAAGUUGUUACUAAAGUGCAGUCCAGCAUCCAGGGAAACUGAAUUUCUAGAAAGAAGGAAACUGGCUUUACCUGGUGUGACUAUAGAGUCAUGCCAGACUGACUGCCUCUUUAAAACACACCUCCAGAAUGUUAUACCUGUUUUAGAGAUUUAGCUGUAUUGUCAAUUUUAACUCUCACUAUUUGCUUUCCUUGCUCACAUUAGGGUGACCAGAUGUCCCAUUUUUAUAGGGACAGUCCCGUUUUUUGGGACUUCCUCUUAUAUAGGUGCCUAUUAUCGCCCACCUCCUGUCUCGUUUUUUCACAGUUGCUAUCCGGUCACCCUACACAUAAUCUUAUCAGUAAUUUUCACAAACAUGCAGCCUCUUCAUUUGCAAAGUAUAAAAUGCCACAUUAAUUUCUGUCCUUUUCCACUUACAUGAAAUUCCCUGCUUCACACUAUUGGUCUUUUAUAACCUCUCUUCAGAUUAUAAUGUCUUGUCACUUUUAAUGUACUAGAAAAUUUUAUUUUCAUGUUUCAUUUUGCUCUUCUACUCUUUCACGUGGGGCCUCACAUUUUUUCCGUGGUACCAUUCACUGUGUUUUAGCUUCACUAGCUUCUAUUUUGUUGUAUUUUUUAUGACAUUUCAGUUUUAUUGGAAUGAUUUGUCAUUUUAAUUCAGUGCUGUCCAGUACAAUGGAAGAUGUUGUUUUUAUGGGGGGGGGGAGAUCUAAUCGGUUUUCUUCAACAUACUCUACAAAUCUGAAGACUGUUUUAAAGUCCUAGUUUGUGUAUGUGUGCGCCUGAAGUUAAGUAUUUUUGCACAUAUCCUCAGAAAUAUUUUAAAUAUGAGGAGAUCAUCAAUUGAUUCCCCUCCCCCCACCCCUCAUUUUUGUUUCUGGAUUAGACUGGGUUGUUAUUUUCAAUAGUGAGCAUGAUCUUUUGGCUGCUCAAUAGACACUGUGACAUGCAACUGUAUUUGCAUGCAGCCUCCUUGAAUAUUAGAUCAGUAGUGAUUUUUAAAAAAUAAACAUUGAAGUAAACAUCCAAAUGAACAACAACUUUGUAGUGGUUAUACACAUAUAAAAAUAUAUGAGCACGUACAUUAGAAACUGUCCUUGAGGGAAAAUUAAAUGUGGGAUAGUGAAAAUAUAAGGAGUUUUAUGAACAAAUCCUUGAUAUGACAAAGUUCUCAAAACAUAGCAAACACCAGUAAAUCAAAAGUGGGGCCUUUCCAUUUCAAUGCCUGAAGGUUUCUGAUUGCUUUGUAAAUAUGAGCCGAUCUGUUUUGCAUUUGAAUUAAUAUUGGUAAAGUACUGUAUAUAUGCAGAUAAAAGUAGCCUGCUGAUGUAAAAAAAUUUGCAAAGAAUUUAUUAAAUUAUUUAAAAAAAAAGAUACGUCUAUCACCAUUUAAAUGUAAACCUCUUUCAAUGAUUAAAGUGUACUGUAUAAAUUUCUAUUUGCAUACGCUGUACAUUAGAAAGUCAGCACAAGAAAAAGUGCCAUUAUUAACAGUAUUAUUUUCUCCCAGAGUUUAGUAUUUUUGAGUUGAUUUAUGGUUUGUAGCCUCUCUGCUUUCAGAAGAGCCAAUUAUGUCAAAUCAAUAAACUAACAAAACUGUUCACCUCUU